Molecule: messenger RNA, 3312 nt
Organism: Schistocerca gregaria
Lineage: Eukaryota; Metazoa; Arthropoda; Insecta; Orthoptera; Acrididae
Product: IQ motif and SEC7 domain-containing protein 2
Exons: 5
Coding region: 1227-2951 (574 amino acids)
Source: RefSeq, a predicted model, not a curated record
GUGGUUAGGCUCGUGACGGAGAGGUGGUCGCCGCACUUUUCUCCAGGCAGCGGGGCGCUGGCCAGCCUCUCGCAAGCACACACACACAGGCACGUCGCACACGCAGACCGCCACGGGUGUCGGCCUACAGCUGAAGACGUGGACACGGCGACGAUGAACGUGGCGCGACGCUGGCCGCAACGCCGGGAGCCAGCUGUCCGGAGGUGCUGCGCGCUCGGGUUCCGUUAGGCCGCGGUCCGCACUGGACACAGACUCUCGUUCACGACGCUCCGCGAUUCUUUUCCCAUCUGUACUUCCCGACGCUCAAUUAAAACUCACCGUGUGCCAUACGCCGCCCAAAGAAGAGCUAGUGCCUCUGCCAAAGUCGACGUGAACAAGUAAUCGACGAGGGAAGUGCCACAAUCGUUGCCGACAGCCAUUUUGAGCGAUCGUUUUGCCGUCGCUGUGGUACCGUGCGUGUGAACCAAACAGAUAAAUAUUUCGUGAGUUCUACAAAGACGACACACGGAGGUCUGCAGGAAGCAAGAAACUGGAUACUGCGAGUUGAAGUUACCAUCACCUGAACUUGUGACGUGGAAGUGAGCGGUGUGCAUUUUCGACAUAACUACAGUGCCAAAAUCGCAAGUGUUAUUUUAUUUUACUGUUUUUAAGACCAGCAUUCGUAUAAACUACAGAAUUAUUGAUCAGUAAGUGUAGAUUCAUUCGGCUAUACAGUAAUCCAGGAGUGGGGUCAAGGUUAAGUACCAUCUUUGCUGACGUCAUAUGAGAAGAAAGAUCCACAGGCUUCGAAGGUCGCUGGUCGUCAUACCAGAACAGCCGCAGGAACUAUAAUUUACCUCACUGUACAGCCAGAUUCUCAAUAGAGACGUACAGACUGUGUGUGUUGACCUUUGAAAAGUUGAAUUAGUUGUAUUGUGUAUAGUGUUUGACUUAUUUCCGUUGGUUCUGUAAUUGGAUUCGGAACAAGAGCGACGUUGGAAUAUUGGGAACGGAACGGAGGAACAGCGGCAGAUCCGUUGGAAAGCUUACUCGAAAUUUUUCCGAAGUGGGCCUGCAGUUGUGGAUGUUCAAAGAAUAGGUUACAACAAGCAGAUUUAUUAACCCAAGAAUCAGCCUUUGUGGCUUUGCGUAGUGUGUCGCUGUACGUUACGGCAGAAUAGUGGAUCUGUGUCGCCGAGGCCGAUGCGUAUCGAGUGACAAGUGACCGACGAGCAGAAGCAACAGAGAUGGCCAACUCGAGGGGCGGGGACGACCCGGAGUCGACGCCGAUCUGCCGCUGCCGCGUGCUCUACCUGGGCUCUGCCGUGCCGCACGUGACCAAGGAUGGCCUGCAAGGCAUCCAGGAGCCGCUGCGGGAGCUCUACCCCGAGCAGGGGGCGCUGGGCGCGCGCGGAAUCGACUCGUGGCUCAGCGUCUGGAGCAACGGCCUGCUGCUCGAGAACGUCGACGAGAACCACAAGAAGGUGACUCGCUUCUUCCCCAUCGACUCGCUGCACUACUGCGCCGCCGUGCGCUACGUGCUGGUGCCCGAGCGCGCGGGGGCGGCGCUGGGGGCCGGCGGGGGCGGCGGCACCCUGCUGUCGACCAGCAGCAGCUCCGGGGGCGGGCCCAGCCCGCGCUUCCUGCCGCUCGACUCGCCCUUCGCGCGCACCCCCAACCCCAGCCACCCGCCACUCUUCGCCGCCAUAUUGCGCCGUACCACGGGCAUCAAGGUGCUGGAGUGCCAUGCGUUCAUCUGCAAGCGCGAGAUGGCGGCGAACGCGCUGGUACGGUGCUGCUUCCACGCUUACGCCGACUCGUCGUACGCGCGGCACAUCGACGGGUCCGGCGGCGGCAGCGCGUACGGCACGCUGCGCUCCACUCAGGGCGGAGACUCUGGUCCUGGGGGCGGCGGGGGCGGCGCCGGCAACAGCGACUCGUGGCGACGCAGCACCCUGUCUCUGAACCACCACUCAAGCGCGGGGGCGGGCGGCACGCUCACCUCCAACGCCUCCGCCGCCAGCGCGCUCUCCGGGGCCACCGAUGACGUCAGCAUCUACAACGGCGACGAGAACCACAAGGUGUGGGUGGGCAGCGGGACGCUGGAGCGCGAGGAGGUGUACGGCGGUGGUUCGUCGACGGUGCGCAGUUCGCGGUCGCAGCGGCCGCGACAGGUGGUCGCGCCGGUCAACGCGCCGCCCCCGCCGCCCACGCCCAAAGAGGAGAAGGCCAGCAAGAAGGCCGCCGCCAACACCAAGGAGCGGAAUCGCCGCAAGAAGCUGCUCGGUGGCAGCGUGGACAACCUGAUGUUGCUGAACGGCAUGAGCGGGGGCGGAUCGCUGCUGCGGCCGCACAGCUCGAUGAGCGGCGGCGCGCACCACCACCACCACCACCACCACCACCACCACCAGAGCCAGCACCGGUUCGCCAACGGGAGCGGCUCGCUGCUGCGGCACGCCAACGGCUACCACCAGCCGCACCCGCACCACUACGCGCCCGCGGGCCCGCCGCCGCCGGGCCCGCCGCUGGUGCUGGCGACGCUGCCCGGCCGGCCGAAGCAGGCCAAGGCGAAGGCGGGCGGCGGCAAGGUGGUGCUGCAGCCGGUGCCGCUGCUGGCGCCGGUGGCGGCGCCGCACCCCCCGGGCACCGGCCGCCGCCGCCACGCGCCCCCGCCCGUCGUGCUGCCCGUCGAGGAGCCCGUGUACAUGCCGUCGGCUCGGCCCAUGAGCCCCGUCGCCUCCUUCCAGCCGGCGCACUUCCCGCACGAGGCGUACCUCAUGCAGCAGUACGCCACCGUCGAGCACCCGGGCCGGCACGCCAAGAAGAAGGCGGCCAAGCACAAGGGCGCGGGGCCCGUGCUGGCGCCGCCGCCCGCCGUCCUGCCCGUCCCCGUGCCGGUGCCCGUGCAGCCGCCGCCCCCGCAUGUGCUCGUCAACGGCGGAGGGGGAUCGAGACGAGCGCGCGCCCUUUGACUGUGCGCCGACAGUGGAGGGAGGCGGGCGUGGUCCACGCACGCCCCUCAAUAUGGCCAGUGGUGACGUCACGUCCGAGCGCCCUGCAGGUGCCUCGGAUGUCGUCUGAGGUCGAAACCCCGGCACGGAGCUCGGCCGCUGACUGGAAUGGCAACGCUCAAGUAGUUAUUACACUUACACCUGGACUGUGGCAGGAAACUGUGUUCAUUAUAUUCAUAAUACCAUAUUAUACACCUCCUCGUGGUAACUGUUCUCACAAGCCGUGAAGCUGUGUACUCAACUUAUUCAAUCUAAUUAAUUUAUGUAUUGUAAUGUACCAUAUGUAAUCACGAAAUAAACGGAGACAAUUAUGUUAUUUAAA